UGUGGAUCUUUCUGCCCUGUUAGGAGCUCUUGUCCCUGGCAAAGCGGAAGCGUAGUGACUCUGAGGAGAAGGAGCCGCCUGUGAGUCAACCUGCAGCCUCUUCAGACUCCGAGACAUCCGACAGCGAUGAUGAGUGGACAUUUGGGAACAAUAAAAAUAAGAAGAAAGGAAAAACCAGAAAAAUAGAGAAGAAAGGAACCAUGAAGAAACAAGCCAACAAAACCGCCUCCUCAGGCAGUUCAGACAAAGACAGUUCAGCUGAGAGCUCGGCCCCUGAGGAAGGUGAGGUGUCUGAUUCUGAUAGCAACAGCUCCUCUUCCAGUUCAGAUUCAGACUCUUCUUCAGAAGAUGAAGAGUUUCAUGAUGGCUAUGGGGAGGACCUCAUGGGAGAUGAAGAAGACAGGGCCCGUCUAGAACAGAUGACAGAAAAAGAGAGAGAGCAAGAGCUGUUUAACCGCAUAGAGAAGAGAGAAGUGUUGAAAAGAAGAUUUGAAAUCAAGAAAAAACUAAAAACAGCCAAAAAGAAAGAAAAGAAAGAAAAAAAGAAAAAGCAAGAAGAGGAGCAGGAAAAGAAAAAGCUGACACAGAUUCAAGAAUCUCAGGUAACAUCCCACAACAAGGAACGGCGUUCCAAACGGGAUGAAAAACUAGAUAAAAAAUCUCAAGCCAUGGAGGAGCUGAAAGCAGAGAGAGAAAAACGGAAGAACAGAACAGCUGAGCUGCUUGCCAAAAAACAGCCAUUAAAAACCAGUGAGGUCUACUCUGACGAUGAGGAAGAGGAAGAGGAUGACAAGUCCAGUGAGAAGUCAGACCGCUCAUCCCGGACGUCGUCGUCUGAUGAAGAGGAGGAGAAAGAAGAGAUCCCUCCAAAAUCACAACCAGUCUCCUUACCUGAAGAAUUGAAUCGGGUUCGAUUGUCACGGCAUAAGCUAGAACGUUGGUGUCACAUGCCCUUCUUUGCUAAAACAGUCACGGGAUGUUUUGUCCGAAUUGGAAUUGGAAACCACAACAGCAAACCAGUUUAUCGGGUUGCUGAGAUCACAGGUGUUGUGGAAACAGCCAAAGUUUACCAGCUUGGAGGCACGAGAACAAACAAAGGGCUACAACUACGGCAUGGCAACGACCAGCGAGUAUUCCGCCUAGAGUUUGUCUCAAACCAAGAAUUCACUGAAAGUGAAUUCAUGAAGUGGAAAGAAGCGAUGUUCUCUGCUGGCAUGCAGUUGCCCACUUUAGAUGAAAUCAAUAAGAAGGAAUUAUCUAUUAAAGAAGCUCUUAAUUAUAAAUUUAAUGAUCAGGACAUUGAAGAGAUUGUAAAAGAGAAAGAAAGGUUCAGAAAAGCUCCACCCAACUAUGCUAUGAAGAAGACUCAGCUGCUAAAGGAAAAGGCCAUGGCCGAGGACCUGGGAGAUCAGGACAAGGCCAAACAAAUUCAAGACCAGCUGAACGAGCUGGAGGAGCGGGCAGAGGCCCUGGACCGCCAGCGAACAAAGAACAUAUCUGCCAUCAGUUACAUCAACCAGCGGAACCGGGAGUGGAACAUCGUGGAGUCUGAGAAGGCCCUUGUGGCUGAAAGUCACAACAUGAAAAACCAACAGAUGGAUCCCUUUACCAGGCGGCAGUGCAAACCUACCAUUGUUUCUAAUUCCAGAGACCCAGCUGUUCAGGCCGCCAUCUUGGCCCAGCUGAAUGCAAAAUACGGUUCUGGAGUAUUGCCAGAUGCUCCAAAGGAAAUGAGCAAGGGUCAGGGAAAAGAUAAAGAUUUGAAUUCUAAGUCAGCCAGUGACCUCUCCGAAGACCUGUUCAAAGUACAUGAUUUCGAUGUGAAGAUUGAUUUACAAGUUCCCAGCUCAGAGUCCAAGGCUUUGGCCAUCACUUCCAAGGCUCCACCGGCCAAGGAUGGGGCUCCGAGGAGAUCUCUGAACUUGGAAGACUACAAAAAGCGACGGGGGCUCAUUUGAGCACACCCAGCCUGCUGCUCCAACCCCGCAUGCCCAUCACAGUGUCCCGCCUUUCCUCUUUUCCUUUGAUCUGCCCUCUUUGGGCUGGAACAGCAGAACUGGGAAGAGACUCGAAACUGCCAGUCAUCUGUAAUAUAAACCAUUUGCUGUAUAGACCUCCCCUGUCUGCACCAUCUCCCACAUCCCUGUCCUCCCGCCCGGCCCCACCAAGUGUGGAUCUGGGCUCUCUUGGGCUUUAUCCAUGCCUUUAGAUUUGUGUUUUCCCUCUUUUUAUUUUUUAUUUUAUUAUUAUUUUUUAAAAAACCAGCACAGUUCAUUGGCCACUCUGCACGCAUUCAGUAUUACCAUGGAGCUGGGCUUCUUGCUGGAGCCUCUGGUGGCGAUAGCAGCAGCACUGGGCAGUCUCUGCAGGCUGCCUCGGCCCCAACCAUUGAACAUUUGGCACCUGCCCCUGUGGAGGGAGUGGGGACUGGGCACCUGCAGUCCUCCUUCCUCUCUCCUCAUCUUCCCUUCUUCCUAUCUCUGUGGAAGAGGGGUUUUCAAAACCAACUUAGUUUCCAAAAAGUGUAUAUUUGUGGGGAGGGAGGGGGGGUCUAUUUGAGAGUGAGAGAGAGUGUGUGUUUGUAUGUAUGUGUAUGUAAGUGUGUGGAUUUUUUAUCAUUUUUUAAAAUGCAGUACUCUUUGUAUCAGUCUGUCAUGGGUCUAUAGCUGUUUCAGAUUUUUUUCAGCUGUACUUGAGCAUCUGAAACUGCAAGAAAGAAACUCAUUAAAUGUGAUUCUUCUUACUAAACAGGCCUGACUGCUGUAGCUGUGUAACUUCCCCUCUCCACGUCCUUCCCAUCCCAUCGCCUUCCUGCCUCGAGGAAACUCCCCAGUUUAGCCCCUUGCCCUGCAGGCCAGGUCCUGGCAGGUGAGAGGGAUGCCACAGCCAGGUACCAGGGAGGGCAGAGAAGUGUCUCGCUCGUCCAUGGGUACAGCCCACAGCUUCUUGGCCAAGCAUAGUGUGUCUUUUCCCCACCCAGUGUACCUGUCUCUUAGUGAUUCUGUUUUGCUGUUCUGGCAAGAAUAACAUUUUGUUUUGUUUUUUAAGAGAAAUGCAACAUGAAUGUGCAGAGAGAACACAAAAAGGUGUAGGUUGCAAAUGUACCAAGCAUGUGCAGUUGUGUGUGUGUAUACAUAUAUAUAUGGUAAGCAUAUAUAUUGUGCAGCUAGGGUGAAGCCAGCAGAGGUGUGUAUGUCUUUAUGAAAUGUUUGAAAAGAGAUAAGCUGACUGCUUGAUAAUCAUUCUCAGGUGUAAAGCUCCAAGUGUAAAUAAAAGUGGCAUUUAACAAAUCUUUUCAGAACAAAGUACAGCUGACUAUAUACCAAGAACUAAGCUAAAGAAACAGCUGAGAGCUGCCGAUUUCCCCAAGAGGGAGCGGAAUCUAGAAGCUCUGCUUUGUACUUCUUCACCCUACUUCUGUAUAAGGAAGGGGGGCGAUGGGAAUCACGGAGUGAAGUUGUAUUUCAACAUAAAAAUGAGCUUGGUCAUUCUUCUGGGUUUAGUAGAGCCUCAGUGUUGCUUUAACUUAGUUUACAUUUUUUUAUUCUUUAAAAAAGCAGCGAUGGAUGGUUUGAAGGAAGUAUCAUGACUGUAAAAUGGGUACACGAGGCAGUAACAGCGACGUGGGAACUGGAGCACGGUGCGGCUGGGCAGAGGAGUGGUGAUGGACUCAUUAAAUCACACAUACUUGAACAGUCCAUUGCCCGAAACUCUGUAUAGACAAUUGUGUAAACGCGGAAUCACAGACUGCUAAACCUUGCCCGGACUCCAGCAGAGUCCCGGAGCUGCUGGGACCUCUCUGAUCAUGACGAACUCGGACUCGUUUCCUUUCUGGUUUUAAAAGACAUAAAAUUACAGAAUCCGUAUAAUUUGUCGGAGUCAUUCUGAUCCACCAUGUAGAUCUGUAUUUAGUAUCAUUUGGAUUUGGAUAAGUGUUGAUUAUAUCAUGGCUGUGUAAUAAAAUUUUUAUUAAAACCA
Molecule: messenger RNA, 3978 nt
Organism: Tupaia belangeri chinensis (Chinese tree shrew)
Lineage: Eukaryota; Metazoa; Chordata; Mammalia; Scandentia; Tupaiidae
Gene: RTF1
Product: RTF1 homolog, Paf1/RNA polymerase II complex component
Exons: 17
Coding region: 201-1958 (585 amino acids)
Cellular component (GO): Cdc73/Paf1 complex
Molecular function (GO): RNA polymerase II C-terminal domain phosphoserine binding; DNA binding
Source: RefSeq, a predicted model, not a curated record